Microcebus murinus (gray mouse lemur) is the source of this 4351-nucleotide messenger RNA. NCBI's taxonomy places the organism in Eukaryota, Metazoa, Chordata, Mammalia, Primates, Cheirogaleidae. The record is from RefSeq and is a predicted model, not a curated record.
AUCCAGCUCCCAAUGUCCUGUCACUGAAUACAGAGCAGGGGAGAGGUGGGCACUCUUGGCCACUGCGUGCCCGCCUGAGCUGGCGGCACUGCUGGAGACGCUCCCCCAGACGCACGCGCACGCGCACUCAGCAGCUUUCAGAGUCUCCGCCACAUUCUGCUCACGUCCCCUCACCACAGCAGUGCUGUUAGCGGGGCCCUGGGGGAAGGACCCAGACAUUCUGGGUGUCCCUGAGCUUUGGGGCUUUGAGUCCCAAUGGGAUCUUCCCCUGGAGGGCACUUGGUGUCUUAUCACAGUCAGCUCCGAUAAUUAGCCCUGUGAGGGUCCCCAACAGUCACGGAGACCCUCCGUUAGACCUGAGUCCCUGCAGGAGGCCGGGGAGCAGGGUGAGACAAAGGGAGUGCAGGUGUCACGCUGGGGGGCGUUCAGGGCUGCAGACCUGGCCUCGCUGGGCAGGUACCCCAAUUCCAUUUGGUGGCCAGCCUUCGAGAUUACUUGCCCAAAACCCAUCUUGGCAGCUCACACCUUCUUUCCUUCCUUCCACUCCUCCUGAAGGAGACACUACGUGACUGGAGGUUUUUCAUCAUCAAGGAGAGCUUUCUGCUUUACUACUCUGAGAGCGAAAGAAAGAGCUUCGAAACCAAUAAAUACUUCAAUAUACAUCCUAAGGGCGUCAUCCCUCUGGGGGGCUGCCUGGUGGAGGCCAAGGAAGAGCCCAGCAUGCCCUAUGCCAUGAAGAUCUCCCACCAGGACUUCCACGGGAACGUCUUGCUGGCUGCCGAGUCUGAGUUCGAGCAGACGCAGUGGCUGGAGAUGCUGCAGGAGUCCGGGAAGGUGACCUGGAAGAAUGCCCAGCUGGGAGAAGCCAUGAUCAAAAGCCUGGAGGCCCAGGGGCUGCAGUUGGCUAAGGAAAAGCAGGAGUAUUUAGACAAGCUGAUGGAGGAGACGGAAGAGCUGUGCCUUCAGCGGGAGCAGAGAGAGGAGCUUGAGCGCCUUAACCAGGUUCUGGAGGCUGAGAAGCAGCAAUUUGAGGAGGUGGUGCAGGAGCUGAAAAUGGAGCAGGAGCAGAUCAAGAGGGAGCUGGAACUGACUGCAAGAUGCCUCAAGGGUGUGGAACAAGAGAAAAAGGAACUGAGGCACCUCACGGAGUCCUUGCAGCAGACGCUGGAGGAACUCUCCAUAGAGAAGAAGAAGACCCUGGAGAUGCUGGAAGAGAAUGAGAACCAGUUGCAGACACUGGCCAGUCAGAGUGAGCAGCCCCCUCCCAGCGGGGGUCUCCAUAGCAACCUCAGGCAGAUCGAGGAGAAGAUGCAGCAGCUCUUAGAGGAGAAGCUCCUGGCCGAGAAGCGGAUGAAGGAGAAUGAGGAGCGCUCCCGGGCCCUGGAGGAGGAGCGCGAGUUCUACUCGAGCCAGUCCCAGGUGCUGCAGAACUCGCUGCAGGAGCUGACCGCAGAGAAGCAGCAGGCCGAGCGGGAUCUCAAGGCCGAGGUCAAGAUCCGCAUGGACCUGGAGAGGCGCCUGCGCGAGGCAGAGGGGGCCUUGCGGAGCCUGGAGCAAGGGCUCAACUCCAAGGUGCGGAAUAAGGAGAAGGAGGAGAGGAUGCGAGCUGAUGUCAGCCAUCUGAAAAGGUUCUUUGAGGAGUGCAUCCGGAACGCCGAGCUGGAGGCCAAGAUGCCGGUCAUCAUGAAGAACUCGGUGUACAUCCACAAGGCGGCCACUCGCCGCAUCAAGAGCUGCCGCUUCCACCGGCGCCGGUCCAGCACCUCCUGGAACGACAUGAAGCCGUCCCAGUCCUUCAUGACCUCCCAGCUGGAAGCCAACAACAUGGAGGAGCUGAAAGAGGUGGCCAAACGGCUCAGCAGGGACCAGCGCUUCCGGGAAUCUGUCUACCACUUCAUGGCCGCCCAGCCCGGAGCCCCCUCAGCGCUUUCCCGGGGUGCAAAGUGAUGGGUGCUCUUCCCCUGCCUCCUGAGCUUUCCUCUGGGCCCCAGGUUGAGAAGGGGCGGCAGAGGGAGGCCCAACUCUACCUGGCUCCUUUCCAAUGAGGGGCCCCUGGGGACCAGCCUCACCCGUAAAGGACAGGGACACACCCUCACUCACCCCCACCCCAACCCUACCCUUGGGUCUAUGCCCAGUCCCUGCAGGCCCAAGCUGGGUACUGCCUGGUUGUCGUGGCGAGGUGAAGACCAGGCCUGGCUGGUCCUGGAGGUGUUGUUGGUUGGGGGGUGGGCAGGGCAGGAGCUGUCUGUCUACCCUGUGUAGACAGGUAGGGGCUGCCCUGCUGGGCGGAGACUGCAGCCCUCUCUGGUGCCCACCACACUUCUCUGUCACUCUGCCACCCAGCCCCUGAUCCUCAUGCCACCCUGCCCCUGGUAAGGCCCUCCAGGUGGGCCUUACCGCCCCACCUUGACACUCCCUUUCCCCCGGCUUCCCAGGCCCUGUCUGCUUUUGACACACAGUGAGGCCCCUCACUCAUACCACAUGGGGGGUAGGGAAGAAAGGGACAUAGGACAGCAGCCUCUGGGCUUAUGGCACACAUACUGUUAUUCCUAAGGCUGGGCCCUGGCUUUGGGGCCUCCUGCUACUGUCCCUCCCCCUCAGGUAGGCUCACCCACAUGCGGCCUCAGCAUCCUAUGAGGGUGAUGUGAUCCUACCCAUGGCCCUCCUGCAUACACACCUAGGCCCUGGGCCCUGGCUGGGAGCUGGGGCCUGCGAGGUCAGGAGUGAAAGAAAGUGGCUCUGGCUCCUGCAUCACCUACUCCUGGGGGGUCAGGGAUUCAGCAUCCCUGCAGCUGAGAGAUCACAGAUGUCUCCCUCCCAGCUUCAGUGGCCUUGCUGCCUCCUUUCCCUAAGAGGCUUCGCCCAGUGAGGCAAUGUGAUCAUGCACCCUGCAGAUGGGGGCCCGGGCUGUGAUGAGGCCAGAAGCCAGUGGUCAGCUCAGGUUAUUAGAGACAAAGCUGAAACACCAAUCUGCAGCUUUCGUGGAAGACCACCCUCACGGGAGUGGAGGGCUGCAGUGUGUGUCCCUCCCCAUAGUCUGCCCUGCCCUUCUCCUUGCAGGCCCACCCUCCAAAGCUGCCUGAGUCGGUUGGCCUUUUCAAAAAUGAGCUCUACCUGGGAUCAGGGUGCCCUAGGACACUGGUGUUAUUAAAGGUGCUGAUUCUCUACUGCUUGGAAAACCAAGAUGUUCUGAGAGAUGGACAGAUGGCUGCAGGGCAAAUCCCAGCCUGUUCUGUGGGAAGAGGAACACUGCUGCCUCGGAGAACACGUGUACGUCUGCUGCUAGGCUAGCCAAGUUCAGGCUGGCUGACCUGCUUAGGGCUGCCUGGUGAAACUUACCUCCAUGGUCCCCUCCAGGGGCAGGUGGACUUUGAUGGCUUCAUCCAGCCUUUGCAGAAUCUAGCUGGAGUCAGGGGUGAGGCACUUCAGAAUCAAUGCAUUUGAAAGGGCUUAGUCUAAAUGUAAAAGCUUUAAACAUAUAUAAACCUGCAUAAACCUGGUACUUGUUUAUCUAAUAUGUAUGACGGAUGAACUUUGAAAUGAGGGGGAAGAUUUAUAAAAACCAAGAUUCUUGCUUUUGUUUUUAAAGAAUUAAAUUAAUAAUGGAUUGCUCUUGGAGAAAGAUCUUUUGGAGCUUUUCAAAAGCAUUUGUUUUUCCUGGGCAAGCCAUUAAUCAGAAAGAAAAGUACUAGUCUUAGUCCAUUUUGUGCUGCUAUAACAAAAUACCUGAGACUGGGUAAUUUAUAAAGAACAGAAGCUUACUAGUUCACGGUUUUGGAGGCUGAGAAGUCCAAUGUCAAGGUGCUGCCAUCUUGCAAGGGCCUUCCUGCUGCUCUUGCUGCAUCAUCCGAGGGCUGAAGGGCAAAGAGAGGGCAAGAGAGAGGAGCCAAACUCAUCCUUUUGUAACUAACCCACUCCCUCAAUAAUUAGCCUGCUCAGAACCCUGAUGGUCCAAUUACCUCUUAAAUGUCCCACCUCUUAAUACUGGUACAAUGCCCAUUAAAUUUCCACAUGAGCUUGGCAGGGGACAGACAUUCACACCGCAGCUUUGCUUUUCCAUGCACAUUCACCAAUCCCAAAUUCCUUUCCUUCAGAUAUCACCUUGUCCUUUCCAUGCCUCAGGCAAGCCUGGGUUAUUGUCAGCCAAUGGAACAAUCCCUAACUGUUUAUUUGUUAAAAGCUUCCUAUCCCUAGCACUGUAAAUAGGAAAAGGGCAACACCUCUGUAUGAAAGUAUGUAGGGGUGGACAUUGCUUAGUGGCAAUAUAUUGGUCUGAUUUAUUUAUUUAUUUUUUAAAAACAAACCUCUUAUUCCUUAGCCAAUUAAAUGCAUUUCCUGCAGUACCUCCUAA